CCCCCCCCCCCCCAAAAAAACACCCCACAAUCUUCUCUAUGUUUGUCCUGCAACCUUAAAUCUAAUCUAAAUUUUGUUUUCUGCAACUUUUAGUACUACUAAUAAGUACUAUAACAAUUAGUCCCUUGUUCUUUAUUUUUAUUUUUUUACUCCUUAAUAUUUUUUGUUUCAGCUUAGCUAGUCUAGCACUCUAGCAUAGUCCCAGGUUUUCUGUGUCCCUUUGUUUUUAAGUGUUUGUUUUCUUCUUCUAUACGCAAUGUUUUCUUCAUUUCUUGACAUGAGUUCUACUUGGUUACAUUUUAUUUCCUUAAUUUAAGGGCUUCCCAGCUUUUUGGUUAUGUUUCAUUUUUCAAGAUUCCUUAAAUGGAAUACUCACCUUCAACUAGUCACAUUGUUUGAGCAUUUCAAGACUCCCUUUUUUCUUCCACCCCACCCCCUUACCCACACACACUCACUCAAAUUCUUUAGAAAAUUUUAGUGUAACAUUAUUAUCAUUAAUGGAUUCUUGAUUGUUCCAUUUGGUUGUUUUGGAGGGAAAAAGAAGAAAGAAGAAGAAAAAUUGAAGCAAAAAGGUGUUUUCUUUGACAACAAACUCUUGAGCAUUUCAAGACUCAAUUUUUUUCUAUCUAUAAACCCUAUAUUUUUCAUUAAUGCAUUCUUGAUUGUUCCAUUUGGUUGUUUUGGAGAGAAAAGGAAGAAGAAAUUAAAGAAAAGGUGUUUACUUUAGAAAAACAACCUCUUGAGCAUUUCAAGACUCAAUUUUUUUCUAUCUAAACCCCUUUUUUCACCCCACCCCACACCACCGCACGACCCCCCCCCCCCCCUCCAAAAAAAAAAAAAAAAAAAAAAAAAGAGGAAAAAUAAAGAGGAGGUUCUGUUGAAAAUUCCCAUUUGGUUGUUUUAGAGGGAAAAGGGAGGAAAAAGAACAAGAAAUUGAAGAGAGAGGUGUUUUCUUGAAAAAAUUUCAAGAAUGUCACUUUUGAGCAUUUUGUUAACUGUGUUUUUCCUAGUUGGUUUGUUAUCAAGAUUCCAACUUGGGAAUUCCCAGUUAGUUUUUGAUGAUCAAAAUGUAGUGGAAGCAAUUGGGAAAGAGUUAUCAGUCCCUGGAUGGGGUCUAAAUACAACUGAUUUCUGUUCUUGGAAUGGCAUUGUUUGCAGCUCAAACAACAGUUCAAUUGUAGAAAGACUUGAUCUUUCUGGUUUUAGAUUACAAGGUAAUUUGAAUCUAAUAUCUGAGCUCAAAGCAUUGAAGUUUCUAGACCUUUCUAAUAAUAACUUCCAAGGGUCUAUUCCAGUUGCAUUUGGAAACAUGUCUGAGCUUCAGUUUCUUGAUUUGUCUUUUAACAAAUUUGGAAACUCAGUUCCUAGUGAAUUAGGUAAGCUUAGAAACAUUAAGGCAUUGAACCUAUCAAAAAACUGGCUUACUGGAGGUUUACCUGAUGAGCUUAAAGGGUUGGUGAAUUUGCAAGAUUUUCAAAUAUUUAGUAACUUCUUGAAUGGUUCUAUCCCAAUGUGGAUUGGUAAUUUGACCAAUCUUAAGGUUUUUACAGCUUAUGAGAAUGAGUUUAGUGGUGAUGUUCCUGUUAACUUAGGAUUGUACUCUGAGCUUUCUUUGUUGAACCUUCACUCAAACCAACUUGAAGGUACUAUUCCUGGGAGCAUUUGUGCUAAUGGGAAUCUUGAAUUUCUUGUUCUAACUCAGAAUAAGUUGACCGGAACGAUUCCUGAUUCGAUUGGGAAUUGUAAAGGACUUUCAAGUAUUAGAAUUGGUAAUAACAAGUUGAUUGGAGGCAUCCCUAAAUCAAUUGGGAAUAUCAGUAGUCUUACUUAUUUUGAAGCUGAUAGUAACAAUUUGUCUGGUGAAAUUGUACCAGAGUUUGCUAAGUGCUCUAAUUUAACUCUUCUUAACUUAGCUUCAAAUGAGUUUAAUGGAACUAUUCCUAGUGAGUUUGGUCAGCUAAACAAUCUUCAAGAAUUGAUUGUUUCUGGUAAUAACCUUUAUGGAGAGAUUCCAACGUCAGUUCUUAAGUGCAAGAAUCUCAAUAAGCUUGACUUAAGCAACAACAAAUUCAACGGCACGAUACCGGCGGAUAUAUGCAACACUUCAAGAUUGCAAUAUUUGCUUUUGGGGGAGAAUUCGAUUCGAGGGGAAAUACCUUAUGAGAUAGGGAACUGUGUAAAGUUGCUUGAGUUGCAAAUGGGGAAUAAUGAACUUACUGGAAAUAUCCCUCCUGAGAUUGGUCAUAUGAAGAACUUGCAAAUUUCGUUGAAUUUGAGUCAUAAUCAUCUCCAUGGCAAAUUGCCUCAAGAUUUAGGAAAACUUGACAAGUUGGUUUCUUUAGAUGUUUCUAAUAAUCGACUCGUUGGGAAUAUUCCGCCCGCAUUGAAAGGCAUGCAGAGUUUGAUAGAGGUUAAUUUUUCGAGCAAUCAAUUAGCCGGUCCAAUACCGACUUUUGCACCCUUUCAGAAAAGUCCUAAUUCAAGUUUUCUUGGAAACAAAGGGCUAUGUGGUGAUCCUUUGAGUGAUGGUUGUGGAGAUUUAAACAGCUAUGAAGGUCACAAGGUUUCUUAUCGAAUAGUUUUGACUGUUAUCGGUUCUGGUUUGGCAGUUUUCAUAUCAGUUACUGUAGUUGUUUUGCUGUUCAUGAUGAGGGAGAAACAAGAGAAAGCUGCAAAGGAAGCUGGAAAGGCUGGAGAUGAUGAUGAAAUAUCUAGCAAACCGGUGAUACUAGCGGGGAACAUAUUCGUUGACAAUCUAAAGCAAGCGAUUGAUUUUGAUGCAAUUGUAAAGGCGGUCAUGAAAGACUCGAAUAAGAUUUGUGUUGGUACUUUCAGCACUGUGUAUAAAGCGGAAAUGCCUUCGGGGAUAAUUUUGUCGGUGAAGAAGUUAAAGUCUAUGGACAAAACCAUAAUUCAUCACCAGAGUAAGAUGAUCAGAGAGCUAGAGAAGCUUAGUAAACUCGUUCAUGAUAAUCUUGCUAGGCCCAUAGGGUUUGGAAUCUAUGAAGAUGUCGUUCUUCUGUUGCAUGAAUAUUACGCUAACGGAACGUUGACUCAAUAUCUUCAUAACCCUAGCCAGAGAGAAACUGAAUAUAAACCCGACUGGCCAACGAGACUUGCCAUUGCCACCGGAGUUGCAGAAGGAUUGGCAUUCCUUCAUAAUGUGGCGAUCAUCCAUCUCGACAUUUCCUCCGGGAAUGUGCUUCUUGAUUCAAAUUUCAGGCCUUUGGUUAGUGAAGUUGAAAUAUCUAGGCUUCUCGAUCCGUCUAGAGGGACUGCAAGUAUCAGUGCUGUUGCUGGCUCAUUUGGAUAUAUUCCUCCAGAGUACGCAUAUACAAUGCAAGUAACAGCUCCUGGAAACGUUUACAGCUACGGGGUUGUUUUGCUCGAGAUCCUUACCACCCGACUGCCCGUUGAUGAAGCUUUUGGUGAAGGAAUAGAUUUGGUGAAGUGGGUACAAGGUGCACCUGUAAGAGGGGAAACACCAGAGCAGAUACUCGAUGCAAAGCUCAGCACCAUUUCAUUUUCUUGGAGAAAGGAAAUGUUAGCAGCGCUGAAGGUUGCAUUGCUAUGCACUGAUGUGACACCAGCAAAACGACCAAAGAUGAAGAAGGUGGUAGAAAUGCUGCAAGAAAUCACGGAAAGCUAAAUGGAAGUUCGUAUCGUCAAAUCAAAGUAUGUCUCGAUCUUGGUCCUUUGUAUGUGAAUGCGCCUGUCAAAUUACAAUCUUGGUCCUGUGUUUGUGAAUGCUUCUGUAAAAUUACAAGUGUACGACAUUCUUAGUCGAGAGGACAAAAUGGUCGAAUUCUUAAGGGUAUGAUGUGUCUUUACCAUUUUGUUUUGGGGCUUCAAGCCUUCAAUUAUGUGAUCAAGAGUUAUUUUUUAUCCAAAAGAUGUAAAUGUAAGUGAUGCAGAUUAAUUUCUCGCUAGGAUGAUAUGUUUACAAAUAGAAUGAUCUUUUCUUUU
Molecule: messenger RNA, 3966 nt
Organism: Lycium ferocissimum
Lineage: Eukaryota; Viridiplantae; Streptophyta; Magnoliopsida; Solanales; Solanaceae
Product: leucine-rich repeat receptor-like tyrosine-protein kinase PXC3
Exons: 2
Coding region: 971-3649 (892 amino acids)
Biological process (GO): protein phosphorylation; hormone-mediated signaling pathway
Cellular component (GO): plasma membrane
Molecular function (GO): protein binding; protein kinase activity; ATP binding
Source: RefSeq, a predicted model, not a curated record